Molecule: messenger RNA, 1783 nt
Organism: Ctenocephalides felis (cat flea)
Lineage: Eukaryota; Metazoa; Arthropoda; Insecta; Siphonaptera; Pulicidae
Product: pre-mRNA-splicing factor CWC25 homolog
Exons: 4
Coding region: 241-1779 (512 amino acids)
Biological process (GO): mRNA splicing, via spliceosome
Cellular component (GO): U2-type spliceosomal complex
Source: RefSeq, a predicted model, not a curated record
UAUGGUGAUGGUCAUAACAAAAACAGGACCUCAACGUACCUCUUACUAUGACGUUCUGUUAAUGUCAAAUAUCAUGGAAAAUACACAAUUGGUUAUUAACUUUAACCUUGUUUAAAAUCAUAAAAACUUGCAGAAUAAAUUAUAUGCUAUUUGGGAUUUCCAAUAAAAUUAUUUUGUUUUAUCUAAUUUUUUUUAUUAUUACCUAUAAACUUUUAGUUGAAACUUAUACAAAUUAUCAACAUGCAUAACCAAGAGGAGGAUAAAAAAUUAGACUGGAUGUAUAAGAAACCUGGUCAAUCGAUUAAUCAUGAGGAUUACCUUUUGGGAAAAACUAUUGACAAAGAAUUUGAAGCUUUGGCUCAAGAAGAACGAAACAAAAACCAAGAAGAACAAGGUCUUGCACCAAAAAAUCACGUAGAACAUGAAUGCGUGCCAUUUUCUAUUAGAUCAUAUAAGAAUGCCCCACAAGACCAGGUAGACAUGGCCAGAAAGCUUCAAGAAGAUCCUCUAGUAGCAAUUAAAAGAAAAGAAAUGGAAAGUAGGCAGCAGUUAUUACAAAAUCCCGUUAAAUUAAAAGAGCUUCACAGAAUACUGAAAGAGGAAAAAAUGAAAAAAUUAAGCAAGAAAAAAAAGAAAAAGGAUUCAAAACCUAAAAAAUCAAAAAAAGAUAAAUCAGAAAAACAUGUUGAAAAGGAUCUUGAUGAUAUAUUAGCUGAAAAGUAUGCUAAAUUAAAAGCUACUCUUGAUGAAACUUUAGAUAUGGGCUCAUUAUUAAAAAAUAAGCAAAAAGAUUCUGGUGAAUCUCAGGACUCUGAAGACAGUGAUCACCCGUCUCCAAGAAAAUUAUUAAAAUCAGACAGUAGAUCACAUCGAAAUACAUCGCCAAUGUCUAAAAUUCAAAAGGGAUAUAAAAAUCGCAAUAAUAUUGAAAAUUCUGCUUAUAAAUCCCAUUCAGAAAAUUACAAAAGAAGUAAUAAUUAUGAUGAAAGGGAUAAUAGCAGAAGCAUGUAUAGAAGUAGGACAAAUCGUAGUACAGAUUAUAGAAACUCAAGCAAGGAAAAGAAUGAUAGAAAUUAUAGAAACAGAUCACCUGAUUUUCAUAAAUCUGAUAAAAGAAACAGUAAGCAACAAAAUUAUGAUUCAUGCUCAGAUGAUGAUAAAAAUGAUAAAAAAGGUUUUGAAAGAAAUAAUAGGAAAGAUAAACAUAAAGGUUAUAGUUGCAAAAACAGUUCAGAUAUAGAAAGUAAUGAUAAAAGUUAUAAAAAUAAAAAUUCUCAUACUUCUAAUCGUAAUAUGAAUGACAAUAAUGACAAAUAUAAGAACAAACCUAAUUAUGAUUCAGAUGAUGAAAGAAUGAGAAAAAGUCAAAUGAGAUCCAAUUAUGGGUUGGUAACAGCUGAUGGGAAAAAACUGGAAUUGAAAAAGACUGACAAUGACAGUAAAAACUCAAAACAUUCAAAUCCUAAAACAGUUACUAAAAAACAUAAUACGAGUCAUAAAAGACCUAGAUUGACUGAUGAAGAAAUUGAAGCCAGGCGGAAAGAAAUGUUGGAAAAUGCCCAAUGGAGAGAUAAACAAUUAGAGAGGAAUAUUAAAAAAUAUCAAGAAGAAGAUAGAAGAGAACAGGAUAAAAAUAGUUCUGAUUUUGAUACAGAAUUUCUGAAGAAACAAAUGGCGAGAGCUACUGAGAAAGAUACUUUAGAACGUAGAAUAAAAUCAAACAUAAAUAAUAUACAAAGAAGUGGGAGAUCGAUGGAUAUGAAUUUUGCAAGAAGAUAAAUUU